Molecule: messenger RNA, 3013 nt
Organism: Drosophila yakuba
Lineage: Eukaryota; Metazoa; Arthropoda; Insecta; Diptera; Drosophilidae
Gene: dpa
Product: DNA replication licensing factor MCM4
Exons: 7
Coding region: 109-2709 (866 amino acids)
Biological process (GO): mitotic DNA replication initiation; DNA strand elongation involved in DNA replication; DNA replication
Cellular component (GO): nucleus; MCM complex
Molecular function (GO): ATP binding; single-stranded DNA binding; single-stranded DNA helicase activity
Source: RefSeq, a predicted model, not a curated record
CCGCCAAUUUUUAGCUGGUCUGCCGAACCACAUCGUCGGAAUUUUGGUCACAACAGCUACAGUUUUUGCUCAGGACGGACGGAUUAAAUAAAUAUAUUCUCUAAGGAAAUGUCAAGCCCCGCUCGUUCGCCCAGUGUUGGAGCUGCGACGCCCAAGCAAGGUGCCCGCACACCCACCAGAGGCAUUGCGUCGCAAGAUGUGGAGACACCCAUGCGUAUGGGUCCUGGGAGGGCUGUCAGGCCCUCGGACAACAUAAGUUUGCCGCCCACCUCGCCGGGAAAUAUCAGCUUGCCAGCUACCAGUCCGGCUCGAGGAUUGGGUGCGAACAUGAGCGAGAUCGAUCUAAGUUCGCCGCUGAACUACGGCACGCCCAGCUCGAUGGGCUCCAUUCGCACGCCUCGUUCCGGAAUUAGAGGCACUCCGCUGCGGGCCCGACCCGAUAUAAGAACGGACAAGCGCAUCCGCCAGGUGGCCAUCGGCGGCGGCUCUGGGCUGGAACCCAUUCCAGAGAAGGGCUCUGAAACCACCGAUCCCGUCUCUGAAUCCUCUCAAGCACCUCAACUGGUCGUCUGGGGCACCAAUGUGGUUGUCAGCCAGUGCAAAUCCAAGUUCAAGUCGUUUAUAAUGCGCUUUAUUGACCCAAGUGCUGAGCAGGAUGAAAUCUCCGAAAAUAUCGAUGUUAACCAGCCGCUGUAUCUUCAGAAGCUGGAAGAGAUUCACACAUUGGAGGAGCCCUAUCUGAAUCUCAACUGUGCCCAUCUCAAGACUUUUGAUCAGGACUUGUACCGCCAGUUGAUCUGCUAUCCGCAGGAGGUUAUUCCUGGUUUUGACAUGGCAAUAAACGAGAUGUUCUUCGAGCGAUACCCAGCUGCUCUUCUGGAACACCAGAUUCAGGUGCGACCCUUCAACGCUGAUAAGACGCGCAAUAUGCGAUCCCUAAAUCCAGAGGAUAUGGACCAGUUGAUCAGCAUUAGUGGCAUGGUUAUUCGCUCGUCAAACGUCAUUCCCGAGAUGCGCGAAGCCUUUUUCAGCUGCAACAUCUGUUCCUUCAGUACAACCGUCGAGGUGGAUCGCGGUCGCAUUAACCAGCCAACGCUCUGCACCAACUGCAACACGAACCACUGCUUCCGUUUAAUCCACAAUCGGUCGGAGUUUACAGAUAAGCAACUUGUUAAACUCCAGGAGUCUCCAGAUGACAUGGCGGCAGGGCAGACUCCUCAUAAUGUGCUUUUGUAUGCUCACAACGAUCUGGUGGACAAGGUGCAGCCGGGUGAUCGCGUUACGGUCACAGGCAUCUACCGGGCCACGCCACUGAAGACUGGAGGCAUCAGUUCGUCGGUUAAAAGCGUUUACAAGACGCACGUGGAUGUGGUUCACUUCCGGAAGGUAGACAACAAGCGACUGUACGAGGAAGAGGAGGGCAAGGAUCACAUCUUCCCGCCAGAGCGCGUUGAGCUACUACAGCUGCUAGCCAAGAAACCGGACAUCUAUGACCGCUUGGCCAGGGCCAUUGCGCCAUCUAUUUACGAGAACGACGACAUUAAGAAAGGCAUCUUGCUGCAGCUUUUUGGUGGCACUAAAAAGAAGCAUGCAACUCUCGGCCGUCAGAACUUCAGAUCGGAAAUUCACCUGCUGUUGUGCGGUGAUCCCGGUACUUCCAAGUCCCAGAUGCUGCAGUACGUCUAUAACCUCGUGCCAAGAUCUCAGUAUACCUCGGGUCGCGGUUCUUCGGCUGUCGGUUUGACUGCCUAUGUGACCAAAGACCCGGAGACUCGUCAGCUGGUCCUGCAAACAGGUGCACUGGUUUUGGCCGAUAAUGGAGUAUGCUGCAUUGACGAGUUUGACAAAAUGAACGACUCGACACGCAGUGUACUGCACGAGGUGAUGGAGCAGCAGACCCUGAGUAUUGCCAAGGCGGGCAUCAUCUGUCAGCUAAACGCGAGGACCUCCAUUCUUGCUGCCGCCAAUCCCGCAGAGUCUCAGUGGAAUAAGCGCAAGAACAUCAUUGAUAAUGUCCAGCUUCCGCACACCCUGCUGUCCCGGUUUGACCUAAUCUUUCUGGUCCUGGAUCCUCAGGAUGAGAUCUUUGACAAGCGACUUGCCAGCCAUUUGGUAUCUUUGUACUACGUGACCCGUCAUGAGGAGGAGGAUACUAUGUUUGACAUGAGCGUCCUGCGCGACUACAUCGCCUAUGCCCGAGAGCAUCUGUCGCCCACGUUGUCGGAUGAAGCGCAACAACGACUUAUUCAGGCCUACGUGGACAUGCGAAAGGUGGGCGCCGGUCGUGGUCAGAUUUCUGCUUACCCGCGCCAGCUGGAGAGCCUAAUCCGACUGUCGGAGGCGCACGCCAAGGUUCGGCUCAGCAACGAGGUAGAAUUGCUGGACGUGGAGGAGGCUUGGCGGCUUCAUCGCGAGGCUCUCAAGCAGUCAGCCACGGAUCCCCUAUCCGGUAAAAUCGACGUUGGCAUUCUCACCACCGGUUUAUCAACAGCCGCCCGUAAAAAGCGCGCCGAUUUGGUGGCAGCCAUCAAGGAAAACCUAAAGAAGAAGGGCAAAGUGCUUACUGUUCCCUAUCAGAAACUGUUCAACGAUAUUAAGGAAGGAUCCCAAAUUAUGAUCACACGCGAGCAGUUUGAAGAUGCUUUGAAGGAGGUGCAAGAUGAGGGCGCUAUUGUUGUCAUGGGAAAAAACACCAUUCGCAUUUGUUAAUUUUAUUGUAUUUAUCUCAUUAAAAACCAACAAAAAAUUCAUUCAUUCCUAUUUUUAAGCGCAUCUUAAAAAAUGUUUUCAAUAAAAAAUGUCAAAAUACUCUUUUUUUUUCACAAUUUUUCAACAGUCUAGCAUAAACAAUUCUAAUCAAAAAUUUGUGAACGAAAUUGUCUUUUAUUUCGUAAGUAUAAUUAUACAUUGCGGUAGGUAUUAAUUUAUAUUCGAAUACAAUUUGUUUACUUUUCGAGUAGUUUUGUUCUGUAAAAUAUAUAUAUUGGCGUUAAAAUUUGCUUGCUACAUAAAA